Drosophila gunungcola (fruit fly) is the source of this 1768-nucleotide messenger RNA. RefSeq names its product N-acetylglucosamine-6-sulfatase. Gene Ontology annotation, biological process: glycosaminoglycan metabolic process. The record is from RefSeq and is a predicted model, not a curated record. Gene Ontology annotation, molecular function: N-acetylglucosamine-6-sulfatase activity; glycosaminoglycan binding. NCBI's taxonomy places the organism in Eukaryota, Metazoa, Arthropoda, Insecta, Diptera, Drosophilidae.
AUGAACAGAUCUGACUGGGAAAAGCCGGGUUUUGUUAUCGCAUACUUUUCAUGUCAACAAAAGAAAAUUGGGCUUAGCUCCAUGGUCGGCUUAACCCCCCUGAUCGCAUUGAUCCUUGCGUGCCUGGGAAAUGUCGCCAUAGCAAAGUUACCCAACAUCCUGCUGAUCCUGAGCGACGAUCAGGAUGUGGAGCUGCGCGGAAUGUUUCCCAUGGAGCAGACGAUCCAGCUGCUGGGCUACGGUGGCGCCCUGUUCCACAACGCCUUCACGCCCACACCCAUCUGCUGUCCGGCUCGGACGAGUCUGCUUACGGGGAUGUAUGCGCACAACCACGGCACCCGGAACAAUUCCGUGAGCGGUGGCUGCUACGCCCACUGGAGGAGGGCACUGGAGCCCCGGGCUCUGCCGCACAUCCUGCAGCAGAACGGAUACAACACCUUCUUCGGCGGCAAGUACUUGAACGAGUACUGGGGCGCCGGCGAUGUGCCCAAGGGUUGGAACCAGUUCUACGGCCUUCAUGGCAACUCCCGGUACUACAAUUAUACGUUGCGUGAGAAUUCCGGAAACGUGCACUACGAGUCAACCUAUCUGACCGAUCUGCUAAGGGAUCGUGCCGUGGAUUUCCUGAGAAACGCCACCCAAUCUCAAGGAGCUGGUGAGGGACAGCCCUUCUUUGCCAUGGUGGCUCCGCCGGCAGCCCAUGCACCUUUCACUCCUGCUCCGCGACACGAGGGCGUCUUCUCCCACAUAAAAGCCUUGCGAACGCCCAGCUUUAAUGAGGUUCGACAAGAUAAACACUGGUUGGUUCGAGCAUCCCGGCCGCUGUCCAAUGAGACAAUCGACACCAUAGACAAGUAUUUCCAAAAGCGUUGGGAGUCGCUGCUGGCGGUGGACGAGCUGGUGGCCACUUUGGUGGGCGUGCUAAACGAGACGCAAUCGCUGGACAACACAUACGUCGUUUACACCUCGGACAAUGGCUACCAUGUGGGACAGUUCGCCCAGCCAUUUGACAAGCGACAGCCAUACGAAACGGAUAUUGGCAUACCGCUGCUAAUCCGGGGACCUGGAAUCGCACCCGAGAGCCAUGUGGACACUGCCGUCAGCUUGGUGGACUUGGCACCCACCAUAUUGGCCUGGGCCAACGUCAGCACCCCCGCCUACAUGGAUGGACAAUCGUUUCACGAGAUUCUGCUGAGUAAAGAGCGAAGGAUUCCGUUUUUCGAACGAUCCCUGCUAAUCGAAUACUGGGGUGAGGGCAACGUGGCCACCUACAAUCCCGAAUGUCCCUGGGCGGAGCAGGAUCGGCUGGCACAGUGCUCGCCGGAGGCGGAAUGCCAUUGCCAGGAUUCGUGGAACAACACCUAUGCCUGCCUGAGAAAUAUUCGCCAUCGGGAGGAUCGCGUUUACUGCGAGUUUCGCGACAAUGAGAACUACUUGGAGGCCUACGAUCUGCAGCUGGACCAGUUUCAAAUGACAAACAUAGCCUACGACCUGCUGCCCAUCGAACGAGCUCUGUAUUCGCUAAGGCUAAGGAAUCUCACCCAGUGCUCUGGUCACUCCUGUUCUCUAUAGACAUAUGCAACAUGUGCAACAUAUUCACUCAAGGUGAAAUCUACCCAUAAUUUAACCAAACUUGCAGUCACAAGUGCAGCCCAAACCAAACUCGUGUUCGCUAACGUAUAAAGUUUUUUUUGGGAUAUUUUGUUGUAUUUAGAUAUCAUGUGAUUUAACUAGCAUAUACAUAGUAUCAAAUUGUUUAUGUUACAAA